GCACCCCAGACAGCCUCAGCUGCUCAUGUCCACCCAGCCCCCUCUAAGCCUAUUCAGUGGGAGAGAAUGAUUGGACCCAGGGGCCCAGCAGGGAUAUCCCCCCAGUAAGCCCCACAACACUCUUCCCUCCUUUCUAAUACCCUGACCACCUCAAGGCCUCACUGUAGCUGCUAUUUCUCUCAUCCCCUGCUCACCAUGAAGCAGCCCAAGGGGCCCAGAAACUCAGUGUUCUAUGGGUGGUGCGCCAAGGAAAAGGUGCCACCAACUUCAUGGAAGGAGGUGAAGCAGGCCCCUGUGAUUAUGGCCCUGCUCUCAGGUCCAGGGCCAGCUAAGUACCUUCGGUCAUCCUGCACCGGCUUCGUGGACCAUGAUGUGACCAUGUUCCAGGGCCCUGCCUAUAGCCUGUACCACAGGCACUCGGAGAAACGAGUCAUGGAUAUGUGCAGCCCUGGGCCUUGCCAUUUCGUGGACCCUAAAGUAACUCGCUUUGGCGUGUCCAGCUGCCCACAGGUGCCCAUGAUGGAGCGCAUCGUCAACCUGCGCAUAAACCCCACCCCAGCCUCCAGCUUCUACAAUGUGGAGAAGAUCCACCCUCCAGAGGAACGCAGGGCUCCCGAAUUCUCAUUUGGUCGCAGGUGCCCUUACAGAGUGGGCGACCCCAACCCCAGCUCCAACCACUACCAGCUUCCUGUGUUGCUGGGACCGCAAAACCCCGUGUCCCGAGCAGCCCCUGUCUACAGCCUGGCCUCCAGGGACAAGAAUUGGUUCUAUCUGGAGGACAUGGCAGGGGGCCCGGGCCCGGCGGAGCACUCGAGGCCUGAGCCGGCUGUGUACCAGCCCCGCAGCCCGGCCUACAGCAUGGCCUCACGCGGCACCUACCCGAUGGACCGCACACCCAGGCCGGGGCCUGGUGCCUACGAGCCCCAGCAGGUCACGGUGCACAAACCCCGUGCACCCGCCUUCAGCAUGGGCGUGCGGCACUCGGCCCACCUCACACCGCUUGUAGUGGACAUCCCGGACUGACCCACCCUCCCCACAGAGGUUAUUUUUCUACCCCAUCGGCUUCCCAUUGGGGCUUCCACAGCCCCAAGAUAAAUAUUUUCCUGUA
Molecule: messenger RNA, 1108 nt
Organism: Erinaceus europaeus (western European hedgehog)
Lineage: Eukaryota; Metazoa; Chordata; Mammalia; Eulipotyphla; Erinaceidae
Gene: CIMAP1C
Product: ciliary microtubule associated protein 1C
Exons: 4
Coding region: 196-1023 (275 amino acids)
Cellular component (GO): cytoskeleton
Source: RefSeq, a predicted model, not a curated record